Molecule: messenger RNA, 2835 nt
Organism: Penicillium expansum
Lineage: Eukaryota; Fungi; Ascomycota; Eurotiomycetes; Eurotiales; Aspergillaceae
Exons: 1
Coding region: 1-2835 (944 amino acids)
Molecular function (GO): protein binding; zinc ion binding
Source: RefSeq, a predicted model, not a curated record
AUGGAAAGUGGCCAGGCUAUAGAGAUAAAGGUCGAAGAUCAUAAUCAGCAAGACAUUGCCACAUAUAUCCAGGAUACCCUUACCAUGACAGAGGCCAAAGACAAUGCCAGUCAGAAUACCAGGGAGAUGCUGGUUAAGAAAUUGACCCAGCAAGCAAAUGGAGUGUUCCAAUGGAUUCAUACUGUACUCCCAAUUAUUGAGCAGAAGGUUCGGGAAAAGGAGUUAUUUGAAGAUAUCUGUUGCUGGUUACAUGAGGUUCCAGCCGGCCUUGAAGAUGUCUACAUGUAUAUUCUGAAUAACGUGAUAGAGACCAGUAACCGUGAGCAGUCACUGCUGUUCUUUCAAUGGGUAUGCCUGGCUGAGCGACCCUUAACUGUGGCCGAGAUGCGGUAUGCUUUGGUGGCUAAGCACGUGCGGGAACCGCUGUCUCCAAAGAAAUGGGAAAGGAUUCCCGGUUUCAUCGAAAGCAACGAACGCAUGCUGGGAAGAAUCAAGGCUCUUUCUGGAGGACUGGCCGAAGUCGUCCCCAGUACGGAUAAUAAUGCCACUGUACAGGUGGUGCACCAGUCGGUCAAUGAUUUCUUGCGCACAAAAGGGCUCAAGGUUUUGUGCCAUAAUAUCGGCAUGAGCAUGUCGUCCAUGAACGAAGAUAAAAUUCUUUCUCAAUGCCAGGCAACUCUCUACCGGUCGUGUUUAGUUUGUCUUGCAACAGCUCAUAUACUGGCAGAAACCACUGAGUUCAAAAGGACUAAAAAGAACGUUACCCAAGAUCAUCCGUUACUUCAAUACGCCACUAUAAAUCUCUUUAUUCACGCAGAAAAGGCUACCGACUUUCGUUGUGAUGUUCUGCCUAAUGAGAAGGAGAUUCUACAAAAGGUGCUCAUUUCUUGGGUCCAGAUUUAUCAGAAGCUGGAUAUGACUAGCAGGGCAUGUCCACAAAGAGGCACAACGCUAUUACAUAUGGCUGCCGCUGCCAAUCUUGUGGAUCUCAUAGAACCUUUGUUAUCGAAUAAUGAGGAUUCUGCGGAAAGGAACAGUGGUGGAGAUACAGCAUUUCACUUGGCAGCCAGUGGUGGUCAUAUAAAAGUCGGUGAAAUACUCCGAAGAAAGGGAGCAGACCAAGAGGCAAAGGACCACUUAGGCAACACCCCAUUAUCUAAGGCAGCCAGUGGUGGACAUAUAGAAUUUGUCGAAUGGGCCCUAGAUAAGGGCGUGAAUCUGAAAAGAAACGGAGAUGGAGGUGCACUACAAGCAGCUUCUUUGGGAGGCUAUGAAAGUGUUGUACAGAUACUGCUCAGAGCUGGAGCCGAUGUCAACGCCCAGGGUGGUGGAUACGGUAAUGCCCUACAGGCUGCUGCAUGGAACGGAAGCCCUGAGAUAGUGCAGAUACUGCUCAGAGCUGGCGCUGAUGUUAACGCCCAGGGUGGUUACUUCGGUUAUGCCCUACAGGCCGCUGCAUUUAAUGAAAGCCCUGAGACAGUGCAGAUACUGCUCGGAGCUGGCGCUGUUGUUAACGCCCAGGGUGGUCACUUCGGUUAUGCCCUACAGGCCGCUGCACUUAAUAAAAGCCCUGAGAUAGUGCAGAUACUACUCGGAGCUGGUGCUGAUGUCAACGCUCAGGGUGGCAGAUACGGUAAUGCCCUACAGGCCGCUGCCGCUCCAUAUAAAGGAAGCCAUAAGACAGUGCAGAUACUGCUCGGAGCUGGCGCCAAUGUCAAUGCCCAGGGUGGCUUUUUCGGCAAUGCCCUACAGGCCGCUGUAUGCAAUGAAAGUCCUGAGACAGUGCAGAUACUGCUCGGAGCUGGUGCUGAUGUCAACGCCCGGGGUGGUAGACACGGCUCACCUCUCUUGGCGGCUAUUCAUGACGGCUAUUUUGAUAAAGUUCAGCUUCUUCUUCAUGCUGGCGCGAAUUCAUUACUUGCAGAUGAACUCGGCCGCACUCCUCUUCAUAUUGCUGCUUCAAGAGAUAUGCUCCACAUACUGCGUCGCUUUCCACAACUAGCGUCAGACCUCAACAAGCGUAGUGAUUUCUUACAAACUCCUCUCCACCUGGCAGUUUGUCAUGGUCACAUUAGUUUUGCUAUUGCCCUUCUCAAUUCUGGUGCUGAUCCUUCCCUCCUGGAUGGUUAUGGUCGACAUGUUAUGGACUGGGCAUCCAAUCACGAAACCCUGCUACAGGAAAUACAUAAUCAUUGCUCUGAUCUAGUGUUAACACCUCCUGCUACUCAAGAGCUAACUGUUCAUCGAUCACUCAUCGAACUCACUGAGUCGCUUCUAUAUUCCAAAUCCAAACCUUCAUGGCCCAUUUUACAACAAUUAGGCCGCUACUUUUUGUUUCUUGGCCAAUUCGACAAAGCGCGCUAUCUGUUCCAGCUCCAUCUGUCUCGAGAUGCUUCCUCCAAAGAAGAUAUUUGGCAGAUCUCCUGCAAUACGUGCAACUUCGCUAUCACCGGGACUCGCUUUGUAUGCAAAGUGUGCGCCUGUAUCGAUCUCUGUUCCUCCUGUGUACAGAGGUACCCCUGCCAUAGCCGAUUGCAUCCAAAUCAAGAGCACGAAGUCUUUGAGGUGCCCAAUGUGCCUAACAAAAACUCCCCAUUCACCGGGCUAGCAUCAGAGCGAUUUAAUCUUUUCUUGAACAAUAUUGUUCAUGGACAUCUCGAGGAAAACGCUGGUCAAUCUGAGCAAGAGCUAUUCAAUGAUUCUAUAUUUGCUCUGGCACUGAGGGAGAUAGCUCUAGUUCCAAAGACAGCUUUCAGCUUGGUAACAACCAUCUCUGGGAUCAUAUUCAGCGUUUCCGCUCUUUUGUUAGGAGCUUGGUAUUUUAUAGCAAGGUAA